CGCUUCCUGACGGGGCGGCGCGGACGGUCGCGGCCGGUGCUGGCCAGGACGCCGGGCCCGCAGCCUCGCUCGCCCGCUCGCUCGCGCCGCCCGCCCGCGGGGCCGCCCGCCCCCGCCGGGCCGGGACCAUGCAGGAGAGCCAGACCAAGAGCAUGUUCGUGUCCCGGGCCCUGGAGAAGAUCCUGGCCGACAAGGAGGUGAAGCGGCCGCAGCACUCGCAGCUGCGCAGGGCCUGCCAGGUGGCGCUCGAUGAAAUUAAAGCGGAAAUAGAAAAGCAGAGGCUCGGCGCUGCCGCCCCGCCCAAGGCGAACUUCAUCGAAGCCGACCAGUACUUCCUUCCCUUCGAGCUCGCCUGCCAGUCCAAGUCCCCGCGCGUGGUCAGCACCUCCCUCGACUGCCUGCAGAAACUCAUCGCCUACGGACACAUCACUGGCAACGCCCCCGACCGAGGAGCCCCGGGGAAGCGGCUGAUCGACCGGAUCGUUGAGACCGUGUGCAAUUGUUUUCAGGGCCCACAGACGGAUGAAGGCGUUCAGUUACAAAUAAUUAAGGCUCUUCUGACGGCCGUGACGUCACCGCACAUCGAGAUCCACGAGGGCACCAUCCUGCAGACAGUGAGGACGUGUUACAACAUCUACCUGGCCAGCAAGAACCUCAUCAACCAGACCACGGCCAAGGCCACCCUCACGCAGAUGCUGAACGUCAUCUUCACCCGCAUGGAGAACCAAGUGGUGCAGGAGAGCAGAGAGUCGGAGAAACAGAGCCAGUCCAAGCCGCAGUCCCCCGUGGCCCGCCCCGCCGCGCUGUCCCCCAGGCUCGCGCACCUGAAGCCAGGCCAGGCGCCCAGCAAACCGUCCACCCCCGAGAAGUCAGAGCUGGCCAACGGGGAGCACGACAGGAGCGGCCCCGGCCACCCGGGCGCAGAGAACGGAGACGCCCCUGGGGAGAGCGGCCCCGCGCUGCCAGAGACCAGCGAUGGCGCCCAGGAAGUGGUGAAGGAGAUCUUAGAAGAUGUGGUCACUUCUGCCAUUAAAGAAGCUGCCCAGAAGCACAGUCUCUCGGACCCUGAAAGGGUCCCUGGCGAGUUGGAGUACCAGGAGUGUGCUGUGCCCCCCGGCGUGGACGAGAACUCCCAGACCAACGGCAUCGCAGAUGACCGGCAGUCCCUGUCGUCAGCCGAUAACCUGGAGUCAGACACACAGGGACAUCCAGCGGCCACCCGGUUCUCUCACGUCCUGCAGAAAGACGCCUUCCUCGUGUUCCGCUCCCUUUGCAAGCUGUCCAUGAAGCCCCUGGGUGAAGGCCCCCCCGACCCAAAGUCCCACGAGCUGCGCUCCAAGGUGGUGUCCCUGCAGCUGCUCCUGUCCGUGCUGCAGAACGCCGGCCCUGUCUUCAGGACGCACGAGAUGUUCAUCAACGCCAUCAAGCAGUACCUCUGUGUGGCCCUGUCCAAGAACGGCGUCUCCUCCGUGCCGGAUGUCUUCGAGCUCUCCCUCGCCAUCUUCCUGACUCUCCUCUCCAACUUCAAGAUGCACCUGAAAAUGCAGAUAGAGGUGUUUUUCAAAGAGAUUUUCCUGAACAUCUUAGAAACAUCAACGAGUUCUUUCGAGCACAGGUGGAUGGUCAUCCAGACGCUGACCAGGAUCUGCGCAGAUGCCCAGUGUGUUGUGGAUAUUUAUGUCAACUACGACUGUGAUCUUAAUGCUGCUAACAUUUUUGAGCGCCUCGUAAAUGAUUUAUCCAAAAUCGCUCAGGGAAGAAGCGGACAUGAGCUGGGAAUGACACCCCUGCAGGAGCUCAGCCUGAGGAAGAAGGGCCUCGAGUGCCUCGUGUCCAUCCUCAAGUGCAUGGUGGAGUGGAGCAAAGACCUGUACGUGAACCCCAACCACCAGACGAGCCUCGGUCAGGAGAGGCCCCUGGACCAGGAAGGGGAUGGGAAAGGCCUCGACCUGGCGAGACGAAGCAGUGUGACGUCCAUGGAGUCCACCGUGUCCUUGGGGACCCAGACCACGGUGCAGGAUGACCCAGAGCAGUUUGAGGUCAUCAAGCAGCAGAAGGAGAUCAUUGAGCAUGGCAUUGAGCUGUUCAACAAGAAACCCAAGCGAGGGAUCCAGUUUCUUCAGGAGCAGGGCAUGCUGGGCACGUCGGUGGAGGACAUGGCCCAGUUCCUGCACCAGGAGGAGCGCCUCGACUCCACCCAGGUCGGGGAGUUUCUGGGCGAAAGCGCACGCUUCAACAAGGAGGUGAUGUACGCCUACGUGGACCAGCUGGACUUCUGUGAGAAGGAGUUUGUCUCCGCCCUGCGGACGUUUCUGGAAGGUUUCCGGCUGCCAGGGGAAGCCCAGAAGAUCGAUCGGCUAAUGGAGAAAUUUGCUGCAAGAUACAUAGAGUGUAACCAGGGGCAGACGCUGUUCGCGAGUGCGGACACGGCCUAUGUGCUCGCCUACUCCAUCAUCAUGCUCACCACGGACCUGCACAGCCCUCAGGUGAAAAACAAGAUGACAAAGGAGCAGUAUAUCAAAAUGAACCGGGGCAUCAACGACAGCCAGGAUCUCCCCGAGGAGUAUCUCUCCAGCAUCUACGAGGAGAUCGAAGGCAAGAAGAUCGCCAUGAAAGAGACGAAGGAGCACACGAUCGCGGCCAAGUCCACCAAGCAGAGUGUCGCUAGUGAGAAGCAGCGGCGGCUCCUGUACAAUUUGGAGAUGGAGCAGAUGGCGAAGACAGCCAAAGCUCUGAUGGAGGCCGUGAGCCACGCCAAGGCCCCCUUCACGAGUGCCACGCACCUGGACCACGUGCGUCCCAUGUUCAAACUGGUGUGGACGCCGCUCUUGGCAGCCUACAGCAUUGGACUGCAGAACUGUGACGACACUGAGGUCGCCUCCCUGUGCUUGGAAGGCAUCCGCUGUGCCAUCCGGAUCGCCUGCAUCUUCGGAAUGCAGCUGGAGCGCGACGCCUACGUACAGGCUCUCGCCCGCUUCUCCCUGCUCACGGCCAGCUCCAGCAUCACAGAGAUGAAGCAGAAGAACAUCGACACCAUCAAGACCCUCAUCACCGUGGCGCACACUGACGGCAACUACCUGGGCAACUCCUGGCACGAGAUCUUGAAGUGCAUCAGCCAGCUGGAGCUCGCUCAGCUGAUCGGAACCGGCGUGAAGACCCGCUACCUGUCCGGGUCGGGGCGCGAGAGGGAAGGGGGCCUGAAGGGCCACAUGUCGGCGGGAGACGAGUUCAUGGGCCUCGGCCUCGGCACUUUGGUGAGUGGCGGAGUGGACAAAAGGCAGAUGGCCAGCUUCCAGGAGUCGGUCGGAGAGACCAGCUCUCAGAGCGUGGUUGUAGCCGUGGACAGGAUUUUUACUGGAUCCACCAGACUGGACGGAAACGCCAUAGUUGACUUUGUCCGCUGGCUGUGCGCCGUGUCCAUGGACGAGCUGGCGUCCCCUCACCACCCCCGCAUGUUCAGCCUGCAGAAGAUCGUGGAGAUCUCCUACUACAACAUGAACCGCAUCCGCCUCCAGUGGUCGCGAAUAUGGCACGUGAUUGGAGACCACUUCAAUAAGGUUGGCUGUAACCCCAACGAGGACGUGGCCAUCUUCGCUGUGGACUCCUUGCGGCAGCUCUCCAUGAAGUUCCUUGAGAAGGGAGAAUUAGCCAACUUCCGUUUCCAGAAAGAUUUCCUGAGACCCUUUGAGCAUAUUAUGAAGAAAAACAGGUCUCCGACCAUCCGGGACAUGGUGAUCCGCUGCAUCGCCCAGAUGGUCAACUCCCAGGCCGCCAACAUCCGCUCCGGCUGGAAGAACAUCUUUGCCGUGUUCCACCAGGCAGCCUCGGACCACGACGGCAACAUCGUGGAGCUGGCCUUCCAGACCACGGGCCACAUCGUCACGUCUAUUUUCCAGCACCACUUCCCCGCCGCCAUCGAUUCCUUUCAGGACGCCGUGAAGUGCUUGUCGGAGUUCGCCUGCAACGCCGCCUUCCCCGACACCAGCAUGGAGGCCAUCCGGCUCAUCCGCUUCUGCGGGAAGUACGUCUCCGAGAGGCCCCGGGUGCUGCAGGAGUACACCAGCGACGACAUGAACGUGGCUCCCGGUGACCGGGUCUGGGUCCGAGGCUGGUUCCCCAUCCUGUUCGAGCUUUCCUGCAUCAUCAACAGAUGCAAGCUCGACGUGCGGACGAGAGGACUCACCGUCAUGUUCGAGAUCAUGAAGAGCUAUGGCCACACCUUUGAGAAGCACUGGUGGCAGGACCUGUUCCGGAUCGUGUUCAGGAUCUUUGACAACAUGAAACUUCCUGAGCAGCAGUCGGAGAAAUCCGAGUGGAUGACAACAACUUGCAAUCAUGCGCUUUAUGCCAUCUGUGAUGUGUUUACCCAGUUUUACGAAGCUUUGAAUGAAGUGCUUCUUUCUGACGUGUUCGCACAGUUACAGUGGUGCGUGAAACAAGAUAACGAGCAACUGGCUCGAUCAGGUACAAAUUGCUUAGAAAACUUAGUCAUAUCCAACGGAGAGAAAUUCAGUCCCGACGUCUGGGAUGAAACGUGCAACUGUAUGUUGGAUAUUUUCAAGACAACCAUCCCGCAUGUCUUGCUGACGUGGAGACCUGCAGGAAUGGAGGAAGAUGCAUCAGAGAAGCAUUUGGACGUGGAUCUGGACCGGCAGUCUUUAAGCAGCGUGGACAGAAACGCCUCGGAGAGAGGCCAGAGCCAGCUGUCCAACCCCACGGACGAGAGCUGGAAGGGCAGACCACAUGCAAACCAGAAACUGUUUGCCAGCCUCCUCAUCAAGUGUGUGGUCCAGCUGGAGUUGAUACAGACCAUCGACAACAUCGUGUUCUACCCUGCCACGAGCAAAAAGGAGGAUGCGGAGCAUAUGGUCGCGGCCCAGCAAGACACGCUGGAUGCGGAUAUUCACAUCGCGACGGAGGACCAGGGCAUGUAUAAGUGCAUGUCCUCCCAGCACCUGUUCAAGCUGCUGGACUGCCUGCAGGAGUCCCACUCCUUCUCCAAGGCCUUCAACUCCAACUACGAGCAGCGAACUGUGCUGUGGCGGGCAGGUUUCAAGGGCAAGUCGAAGCCCAACCUUCUGAAGCAGGAGACCAGCAGCCUGGCCUGCUGCCUGAGGAUCCUGUUUCGAAUGUACGUGGACGAGAACCGGAGGGACUCCUGGAAAGAAAUACAGCAUCGACUCUUGAAUGUGUGCAGUGAGGCCCUGGCCUACUUCAUCACCGUGAACUCGGAGAGCCAUCGGGAGGCCUGGACGAGUCUCCUGUUGCUGCUCCUCACAAAGACCCUCAAAAUAAGCGACGAAAAGUUUAAAGCACACGCUUCAACGUACUACCCCUACCUGUGUGAAAUUAUGCAGUUCGACCUGAUCCCCGAGCUCCGCGCCGUCCUGCGCAAGUUCUUCCUGCGAAUAGGCGUCGUGUAUCAGAUCUGGAUUCCAGAGGAGUCAGCCCAGAUCCCAGGAACUCUGUCACCGGGCUGGUAGCCCUGGGCCCCGCGGGCCCCUGCUGCAGCUCUGCCCCAGGCCGGCCAGGCCACCUCUGCCUGGCACAUCUCCCCAAGGAAGGUCCAAUGACAGACAUGAGUCGGCAUCUUGGAGCUCAGAACAGCCUCGAGGGCGUCUGUCCUGGUCGCGUCUGAGCCCUGGCUUAAGGCGCUGUGCUGUGUCAUGAAACUGCCUUACACCCGCUGAAUGCAGUAGGUGGGCAGUCUGUGUCGUUUCUGUCAUUCCAUUUUCCCAGUCGAACUGUCGGGUCUGUCAUUACACGUCAUUUUCUCGCUCGAGUCCCACGGUCGGCCGUAAAUGUUUUGUCAGAGGAAGUCGCGCUCCUUGAAAAUACUGAACAUAGCUGUAUAGGUUCGUGAUUAUUCUAGACAGUAUGUUAAUAAAAUUUCUUGUAAUGGCUCAGUGCCACGUAAAAUAAUGCUGGGUUUUCUGUUGUUGUUCGAGUGUGUUAGAGAAGUUUGAGUGUUUUUGUCCAUUGUGAGUCAGCGGUAGUAGGGUAGUUUGGGGAAAGAUAGUGGGGAGAGGUGGGUUUUGUCUGUUUUGUUAAUGUCUGAAUGACUUUCAAAGUAGUUCCCAAAAGGAUAUUAUUGCGGAUUUGAUUCAUGGCAGAGUUUAUUCAUGUAGAAUUGAGAACCUGCAAGGUCUGAAAACAUGUCUCGCCUCCUGGCGCUCCCUGUCUGCAGCUUGGGGAGAAAAAGUCUCCAGGAGAAAGUGACUUUAAUAAAGAUGAUCAGCUUCCUGGAAGUAUUCGGGGGGAUGGGUGUUAAAACGUCCAUCUCGUACACUCUGAAAUUAAUAUAUGAAGUAGUCAUGAAAAUGAAGUAGUAAUUUAACAGAGUUAAUUUAUAUUUGAAUAAACAUUUAUUUUUACCUCAGAAUUGUGAGUGUUCCCAUUGUUAGUGUCCCAGCUUUGCACGGUCCCCCGGGAAGGGCCCGUGAGGAGGGGAGAGUGGCUGUGUGAGAGAGGAAUGGCUCCCGGGGGGCCCCCUCAGCCACACGUCAGGUCUGACCCUGAGCGCCCGUGCUGCUGUGGGGACGGCCUGGCUUGGGUGUGCCCACGCUUCCGUGGACGGGAGCUGGGAGCAAGUGGGUAGAAGCCGGGGUCUGUCCUUUGCUGGUGAUGGUGCAAUACGCUUGCCUGUGCUGGACUGAGUUCCGACACGGUUUCUCCGAAAGCAGGCGGCAAAGCAAUGCGGCCCACGGCCCACAGGAAAAUCUGGAAACGGGAGUUAUUGAGUCGGCGAGGAGGAGAGGAUGUGGCCUGCCCUCUCGUCACCUGCUUGCCCGAGCGGCAUUCAGGUCAGGACCAGUGUCACACCGAGUCCUGCAGACAUGCAGGCUCCGCCCCCCACUUCUGUCACAGCAGUCGGGUUGUCCGAUGGCAACUCUGUGCCUUAGCCAUUAGUCAGUUGGGAACCUAUCUAUGUAAUUGGAUGUUUAGGUUUUUUUUUUUUGUUUUGUUUCGUUUUCAUUUUUUUCCUUUUAGAGAAGGAUUUCUGGUGCUUUUUGUUUAUUCCGAGACCGAUUUCUUAUAUUUUGCUUUGAACAGCCGAGAGAAGUGUGUGGCUGGGGCCAGUAGCCCUCUGUCUCCCCUUUCAUUUCUCCCAAAGUGUUUCAUUUAUUUGUCUACCAAAGAGAAGCAGCAGGCUCUUCCAUUUCCCCUCUGCAGGGGACAGAGCUGGGGGAGUCUUCCUGGGAGCAGGCUGCAUUAGCACUCUCACCAGCGUGGCCCGAAGCCGUCACGUCUUUUGAGUGCAACGCGGAACUUGUGUCCUACGACUCACGCCCUGGUACUGUAGUUCGUCACACCACCCUAAGCCGGUCCCCUUCCUUAGCACGGGCUCUGGAGGCACCCGGGGGAGCAACUCCUGCUGGCCCCGGGCUGGCAGCGAUGCCCCCUCUCCUAGGCCACAGUGGGGUACCUGCUUCCUUCACCCCGGCCUCUUCAUUCUUUGCCACCUCUGGCGGGGCAAGACAAUGUAAGUGCGUUCUCUUCCAAACAUUUUAGGUUUCUGAAUUUCUUUUUUAAAUUUUGUCUUGCAAGAGAUUCGGUUUUCUGAAUGAGGCAUUUGAGUUGUUUCAAUGUGGACGUUUUUGAGAACUGGAUGGAAACCCAUUCAGGGUUCUUGUGAGUGGUCCAUGACUUACCGAGACAGGAUCGAGCCUCCAGUAAUAAGCCAUUCAACAGAAACUCUUUUGUGAAGAAAUCUAUUCUCCGUCCUGGUCAGCUUGGCCUGUGCCACUCAGGCACUCGUGAAAGGAGGGUCACAGCAGCCUUGAGGCCACGAUGUCAUUUAUUAACAGUCGUGGCCAUGAGGGAAGCAUUUCCAAGGCCUUAUUUCCUUCUCCGAAUGCUUUCAUCGUUCCUAUGUCCCGGGCCUCUAUAGGAGUUUUCAUUUGUGAUUUCAUUUCUGAUACUGCUGCUUUUGAACAAUUUUGUUUUUCUUCAUUGUCCUUUAGGGAAAUGACCCGCUUUGGCUUCUUAACAACAAACAGUGGAUGGGAAAUUUUAUUUCUAAUACAUAUCUUCAAAGUCAAAUCUACCUUUUUCCUGUUACUCCUUGCGUACAACCAAAGAAACAUAUAUUGUGGAAAUUGUAUAAUAUCUUUGAAGCCCAACAUCUCCCUCUGACAGGCGACUUUUAUACAAAAUGCAAAAAAUUUCAAAAAGCCUGCAAUUUUUUGUUCUUCUACUACUAUUAGUAGUCUUUGUAAUUACUAAAGGGACCUGCUGACAAAUACUUUAUGGCCAUCUCAUUCAAAUGUUUGUUGUUAGGAUGCAAACAAAUAUUGGUUUAAACAGAAGCUGGAUCCUUAAUACUGAUUUUUUUUUCUGAAUACUGUUUCAAUAUUUGUGCUAAGGUUGACAUAGCUUGAACUCAACAUGAAAUCUGGAGUUUUGCUAUCAGCAGCUUUGUAGUUUGGGGAAAAAAAGAAAAAGAAACCAAAGCUGAGUAUUUAAAAGAAUAUCUGGAAAUUCUUGUUCUCAAAAAAAAAAAAAAAAAGACACUCAUCAAAGGUGUAGUUUUUCUCAGUGUUCUAAUUUUUAAAAAAUUUUAUCUGCAUAUUUGCAUCAAAUAUUUCUUUAUGUGCAAAACUGUAUGUUUUACCUCCUUAAAAUGCCUAAAGGUUAGUUGUUACUUUUUAAUCUAUACACAAUGAUUAAGUGCAUUUAAUGUUGGUAAUUUAAUGAAAAGCAUUCCUUGCCCAAUGGAUGUAUACAUUUUUGAAAGAAUAAGCAGAAUUAUAUAAUAUGAAAUGCUAUGUAAAGUUUUCUAUGUAAAACAUUAUGUAUAAUACUGUUAAAAUACCCCAUGCUUUAAUCAAGUGAUAAAUCAAUAAAGUUUUAAAAAUUCAGGCUGUA
Molecule: messenger RNA, 8868 nt
Organism: Sorex araneus (European shrew)
Lineage: Eukaryota; Metazoa; Chordata; Mammalia; Eulipotyphla; Soricidae
Gene: ARFGEF2
Product: ADP ribosylation factor guanine nucleotide exchange factor 2
Exons: 39
Coding region: 129-5483 (1784 amino acids)
Biological process (GO): regulation of ARF protein signal transduction
Molecular function (GO): guanyl-nucleotide exchange factor activity
Source: RefSeq, a predicted model, not a curated record